CCCUGGAGUCCCCGCGGCGCGCGGCCAGCCCCGCUCCGGCCCGCCUCACGCCGUGCAGCCGGGCGCCCUAGCGAGCGCGGGCCCGGCGCCGGGCCCGGGCAGACGGCGGGGGGCGUCUCCGCGGAGACUCUCUCUGAGGUCCCUGAGCGGCGAGGGCGAGGAAGGCGAGGCUAAGUGGGGCCGAAAUCAUGAACCGGAGUUUUCAUAAGUCUCAGACCCUACGCUUCUACGACUGCAGCGCCGUGGAAGUCAAGAGCAAGUUUGGUGCCGAAUUCCGAAGGUUCUCCUUGGACCGCCACAAGCCUGGGAAGUUUGAAGAUUUCUACCAGCUGGUGGUGCACACCCACCACAUCUCUAACACCGAAGUGACCAUCGGCUAUGCCGAUGUGCAUGGGGACCUGCUGCCCAUCAACAAUGAUGACAACUUCUGCAAGGCGGUCUCAAGUGCAAACCCCUUGCUUCGAGUCUUCAUCCAGAAGCGAGAAGAGGCAGACCACUACAGCUUUGGAGCAGGCACUCUGUCAAGGAAGAAAAAGGUGCUGGUGACCCUGAGGGAUGAGGGCUUGCGUCGGCGCCCGCACCUCAACAUCAGCAUGCCGCAUGACUUUCGCCCGGUGUCAUCCAUCAUUGAUGUGGACAUCCUCCCUGAGACACAUCGCAGAGUGAGGCUCUACAGACAUGGUUGUGAGAAGCCCCUGGGCUUCUACAUCCGAGAUGGCACCAGUGUGCGCGUGACGCCCCAUGGGCUAGAAAAAGUACCGGGUAUCUUCAUUUCUCGAAUGGUGCCCGGGGGCCUCGCAGAGAGCACUGGGCUACUGGCUGUGAAUGAUGAGGUCCUGGAGGUGAAUGGGAUUGAGGUCGCUGGAAAGACCCUGGAUCAAGUCACAGACAUGAUGAUAGCCAACAGCCACAACCUCAUUGUCACUGUCAAGCCGGCCAACCAAAGGAACAAUGUGGUCCGCAGCAGCCGCACAUCCGGCAGCUCUGUCCAAUCCACAGACAGCACCAGCAGUCACCACAGCCUGCCAGGGGCCCACGUCCUGCAGAAUUCUGAGGAAAUGGACAGCGAUGAGGAAGCCGACAUUGUCAUUGAAGGGGCUCUAGAACCACAACACAUUCCUAAGACACAGGCUGUACCUCCGGGCAGCCUCUCAAGGGCCAAUGGCACCAGCCUUGCUCACAGGCUGCACAGAGGGGACAUGAGCCUGCAUAGCUCUGGGAGGGAGAGCAAUGGCAGCAUCCACAGAUUUCUCAGCUCUCUGAAACCAGACCCCCGACACAGCCUGGUCCUCCCCCAAGGAGGGGUGGAGGAACAUGGGCCAGCCAUUACACUCUAGGGCUCGAGCCCCUUGGGCAGGCUGGACUCCCAGACAGGACCGUGUGUUCCCAAGACCCACGGGCGGCAACUAUUAAAUAGCAUGUAGUACGGUUAGAUAGAUGCACAGUGACUCCGAAGGGAGAUGCUUUACAUUUUUAUGUCAAUUUUAAAAUAAGAAAAAUCAUUGUGUACUUCAUCUUUUCUUUUCUUCGUCAUCAUUCCUACAACCUUAUUCUUUAUUUAAACUUUUAAACAAGAAUACUAUUUUUAUAGGAUUUUUCCACAGAACUUAAAAUAUGCACAACUGCUAAUUACCUGGGCCAGGCCUCCGUGCAUGUCCAGAACCUGUGCAGAGUGAAACAAAACACAAAAGUGCAGAGAAUAUUUUUAACAUUUUUUUAAAUACUUGUUUUUAAAAUGAAGCUUUAUAGAUAACUUUUUAAAAAUAGUAAAAUUCAUGUUUUUAACCAGUUCAUGUAAAACUAUCUUGUGAUGCCUAAGUGUUCCACUGACCCAGUGUGGCUGUGAUAGGGAAAUAGAAGCCAAGGCUGGGCUCCAUCACAGAGUCUGUUUCCACAGUUUCCAACCAGCUCAGAAAGCCCUCUGGCCUAUACUCAAGACCCGCCGGGAUGACGGUGCUCUGCAUCUGUGGGGCUGCCCGAGCCAUGAGAGUCAGGCAGUCACUGCUGUCGGCUUCAAGUGGAUUUAGGCAGCCAGCAACUCUGCUGGCUAGGUGAGGCCAGUGGUAACGUGUGGGAUUAUAAACCGCCUGUUCCAUCCGCGCUUUCUCUGGGUUGGCUGACCAGGGCGGUGUUAAGGUGUCUUCAGUAGAAAUGAGCCUCGUACCUCUCGAGGCCCGCGGCAGUGGGGUGGGUGAGCCUCGUACCUCUCGAGGCCUGCAGCAGUGGAGUGAAUGUGCAUGUUACUUUUGCUUUUGAAAUAGCUAGUUAUUUUUAUAGGAGAAGAUUAGAGCAUGUCAAUGCCUGUUCCUAGAAUAGUGAUCAAUGGCAGGAAUUAUCUUAACUAGAACAAGUCACGUGGAACUUAAUGGUUUUGACACAUCACUUUUCUUUAACCUUCUUAGAGGUUUAUCAAUGUCUGACCCAAUUAAAUUUUAUAUGAAUUGUGCUUUCUGUUAGGGAAGACACAAACAGCGUUGGGAAAGAAUAUCAAGUUAAUUGAGAACAAACUAACCAAGUGAAUCCUUCAUGUAAAUAAAGGUUUAAAGCAGCUUCAGUCUUCCAGGCGCGCCCCAGCCUCUGCCCUGUGGACUAGCGCCACCUGCUGGUGAGAUGCAGAACUGUUCUAACUUCAUGAAUGCCAGAUGGAGAAUGCAUCUCAGCAUCGUGCUUUGUCCGAAUUCAUCCACUCGAAUCGUGUUUCCCUCUGGGGAGCUGUUUACUGGACAGAAGCGGCUUCGGAUGAGGAUUGUUUCCUUGGUCUGUGCCUGUCUCUCAGCUAUGUGCUGAGUAUCUUCAACACAAGGAGAGCAAGAUGCUCCGUGGGCCUCGGUGAGGAUCCAGGCGAGGAUCCAGGCACCCAGAUUCAUGGCUUCCAAAUUACUAAAAGCAACUGUUUUGUUUCCGUGUUGCUGCAGUGAUCUGGAAUGUGUUUUACUAAAACAAAUAUUACAGAACCAAAAAAACUGAUGCUCAGUUCCUACAAGACUUGUUCUCAGCUAUACUGUCACUUGGGAUAUCAGUUUAUUAAAAAAUAAUAAUAAUAAUGUAAGUGAAGAGGUCCGACCAUUGUGAGCUGUUGCCUGUGAGGAAUUACAUGUGUUUAGCAGAUGCCUUAGAGUAUUUUUCUAAACAGAACUCUACUCCUACCAUUUUAUUUCUUCUUUCAAAAAAAUCUGUCAUUAUAUAUUAAAUUUUUUGUUUUAUAUAUCAGAAUAAAAAAGUUUUUUGA
This is a messenger RNA of Mastomys coucha (southern multimammate mouse), 3229 nucleotides long. It is a transcript of the gene Pard6g, whose product is annotated as par-6 family cell polarity regulator gamma. The coding region runs from base 189 to 1337 and encodes 382 amino acids. Gene Ontology annotation, molecular function: protein kinase C binding. Gene Ontology annotation, biological process: regulation of cellular localization; establishment or maintenance of cell polarity; centrosome cycle. The transcript has 3 exons. Gene Ontology annotation, cellular component: apical plasma membrane; cell cortex; nucleus. The record is from RefSeq and is a predicted model, not a curated record. Lineage: Eukaryota; Metazoa; Chordata; Mammalia; Rodentia; Muridae.